AUGACUAACGAACUACGUCUUCAUGCAUCUGCUGAAGAUUUAAAUAAAGAUUAUUUAACAUUAUAUCGUGUUUCAACUCCAGUAUCACUACUUGGUCCACAAGAAAUACCAUAUGAAGAACUUAAUUAUAAUCUUCUAAAUGAACUUCUAGAAAAACUUGAAAGUGGUUUUAUACGAAAACCAGUACAUUUUAAUAAUCUUCAUUUUCUUCUUCUUUUAUUAUAUGAUUCACAUGGUUAUCAACGUGAUCGUUAUCCAUUAUGGCGUUGGUAUUAUCGUAUAAAAAAGAAAUUUCUUACAGCGAAACAUUUAACAAUUGAUACAGAUAAUUCACGUCAAUAUAUAUUAACUGCACUUGAACAAUUCAUUGAUACAAAUGUAACGAUAUCAAUAUUAAUUGAAGAAGGUGUUCAAUUAGAAGAACAAUAUCUUCAUUCACCCAUACAUGGUCUAUUUAAAUUUUAUACACCUUUACAUACAUAUUUAUAUAUGGAACAAAUUGAUAAACCAAUAUUAAAUGAAAAUUUAAAAAUAUUUCAUUUAUUUCAAUCAUCAUUUAUGAAAUUAUAUCAAAAUUUAUGUUGUGAUUUAAUACAUUUUUCAAUUGCACAUAAAAAAACAAAUUUACUUAAUAAAAUUUUUGGUGAAAAUAUUAAUUGGUUAGAUUUAUCAAUGAAUUUAACAACUGAACGUGGAUGGUUACCAUUACAUUAUGCAUCUUAUGUUGGAGAUAAAGAUACUGUUAAAACAAUAUGUGAUGCAUUAACAUCACCAACAUUAUCAAUACAUUUUAAUACACUUUCAUUAUUAAUACCAAAUUUUAAACAAGAAUUAUUUGAUAGAAAUCCAAAUGAAUACAUACUUAAAACAUUUGGUGUCGAACAUACUACACAUACAACAAAACAAAAUAAAAAUUCUCGUUUACAAUCAUCAUCAAUUGAUAUUCAUAAAAAUUUAUUAGCAGAACAAUAUUUUCAAAAUAAAUUACGAUCAAAUAUUGAUCCAAAAGAUCAACCAUCAUUAUCAGGAAAUAUUCAUAAUAAUAAUAAUAAUAAUAAUAAUAAUAGCAUAAAUAAUACAAAUGAUAAUGAUAUUCCAGAUGCUGAUGAACUUGAAUUAAGUUCAUUACCUUUAAUUCAACGUGAUGAAUUUAUUGAUAAAGUUUUACAUAUGUAUGAUACAAAACAAAUGCUUAUAUCAUCACCACUUAUUCUUGCAUGUCUUGCAACUUGUGGAAAUCGAAUAGAUUAUGAAGAUAUUGUUAAAAUAUUACUUGAAUCACAUCUUUUUGAAUAUGAUGGUCUUAAUCAUGAAUGUAUUCUUAAUCAUGUUGUUAAUUAUAUGCAUAGAAAUGAUUAUGCACAUUUUCAAAGUGUACAAGUUUAUCGUGAUACAGAAACUGAAGGACCAUCAGCAUAUAUAUUUUAUCAAUUUGAUGGUUUUAUUGUUAAUCAAGAUGUUAAACCAAUAUCUAGUCGUGUAUCAGGUUCAUUAGCAACAUUAAAUACAUCAAAAAAUGAUGAAUCAGCUGAAUCUGAUGAUGAUCAUCAACAUGUAACAACAAUAAGUGUUCGUUGUCUUUUAACUGUUUUAGUUCUUCGUGAUAUAUUUAUUCAAUAUCCACGUUGGGAUUUUCAUUUAUUACGUGAAAAUAUUGAAGAACAUUUUUCUGAUUUAGAAAAUGCUCUUGGUUGUCGACCAACAAUACUUUAUCCCGAUGGUGAUAUUAUAUCAUCACGUAAACGUAGUGAUGUUACAUGGGAAGUUAUUGUUCGAUAUCGUUUAAGUUCAGAAACAGGUGAAUCAUUAUAUAUGCAAGUUGAUUAUUAUUUUUUUGAUUCAUUUGGUGAUCCACUUGCUGAUGCUUUAGUAAAUGCUUAUCAAACACCAUUUUAUAUAUCAUGUAUGACAGAUUCAACAAUUAUGAUGAAUACAAUAUUUGAUUCUUUUUUUAAACGUCGUCAUCUUCAUCGUUGGGGUACAAUUGCUGAAAAACAUUUAGAAAAUUGUUUUGAUGGUAUUUUACAAAUAAAAAAUAAUUGUACAACAUUUUUAUCUUUAUGUACAACAUUAAGUCAUUAUUAUCAAUUGGAUGGUGAUCCAUUUAUUGAAGAAAAUUCAGCAACUAUACAACGAAUAUUUGUUCAUGCAUUUGCUUGUUGUGUACGUCGUAAUUCAAAAAUUGAACUUGAUUAUUUAAUUAAAAAUCAUGCUUUAAUUUAUUAUGAUUCAUGUCGAACAAAACCAAGUGAUAUUCGACAUAAUAUUUUAACUUAUUGUGUUGUAAGAAAUUUAGCUGUUGCAUUUGAUCAAUUAAUGACAAAUAUGAAAACAUCAAUGUAUAAAACAUAUCAAAAUUCAACUAAUCCUGAUUGGCAACCACAUAUUGCUUGGAAAGAAAUAAUUCAUGUUAUUAUUGAUCCUGUUUUACAACAACAAAAUGGUUCAAAUGAACAAAAUGAUUUAACACAAUUAGCUUGUUAUGGAGAUACAAAUACAAAUUCAACAUCAAUUGGUAGUGUACCUGUAUUACAUGCAUCAGGUGAAGAAUAUAUUCGAUGUAUUAAUUCAAGAAAAAAUAUUAUAUUAAAAGCAAAAAGAAAAUUACCACGAGCUUCAAAUGAUUUUAAAAAAGUUCAACCAAUAAGAAGUCGAGUGAGUAGUUCUGAUCGACAACAACUUAAAGAUGUUAUUAGUCAUACAGAUGGUCUUUCAACAAAUCAUAAGAAUGGAAUUUAUAGUAUUGGAACUAAUAGUUAUAGUUCAGAUAUAGGAGAUAAUGGAGGAGUAAAUGAAAAUCUAACGAAAAAAUCAAGAAAUAUUUUUAAAAAUGUUAAUCGAUUACGUUGGGGUGGUAAACAUGAACGACAUAGUACAGCUGGAAUAACGACACAACAACAACAACGUAAUAAAAAACGUAUAAGUUCAACAAUAGGAGCAUGUGAACUUGAUGAAUCAUCAAGACCUACAGAUGCUAUAAGUCUACCUGAUGUUAAUGAUGAUGAAUCGAGUGAUGAUGAUAGAGAUGCUGAAACAUCGGAUGUUGUUUGUCCAACAACACCUAUAUUAACUCAUCGAGCAAAACUUCAACGCAGUCAAACAAUUGGUACUGUUCAACGUCGACAAUAUCCAUCACGUCGGAAAGCUUUACAACAUUUACGAGCACUGUUUCGACCUAAUCGACAAAAAGUCAAAACUUCUAUUGAUAAUGAUCAUGAACAAAUGCCAAUGAUUAAUGUUAAACGAACAACACAAUUACGACGAACAUCAAGUGAUCGUGAUAAUCAUAUAAGAAAAAAAGAUGAAAAAACAAAUGAACGACGAAAACAUUAUCGUCUUCAACGACGAUCAGAUACAGUUGCUUUUGCAUAG
Rotaria sp. Silwood2 is the source of this 3372-nucleotide messenger RNA. The record is from the annotation of a GenBank genome assembly. Lineage: Eukaryota; Metazoa; Rotifera; Eurotatoria; Philodinida; Philodinidae.